GAGUCCACCUCCAGUCAUCAUGAGGAUUGGCCUUUAAAACUGCAGUGGAGCUCCUUCUGCCACCUCCUGCCUCCCUGAUUCAUACUCCUUGAGAAACUGCUGCUCUAGGACAAAGGAUCCUUUAAGCACAAUCUGAUUGGCUGCCUGGCACUUCGUCUGUGGCAAGCAGGACAAUGGCUGCCAGCAAGAGCAAGAACCAGAGUUCCUUGGCCCUCCAUAAAGUAAUUAUGGUUGGCAGUGGAGGUGUGGGUAAAUCUGCCCUCACACUUCAGUUUAUGUAUGAUGAGUUUGUAGAAGACUAUGAACCUACCAAGGCUGACAGCUACAGAAAGAAAGUAGUUCUGGAUGGUGAAGAAGUUCAGAUAGACAUUCUGGACACAGCAGGACAGGAGGAUUAUGCAGCUAUCAGAGAUAACUAUUUCCGCAGUGGGGAAGGCUUUCUUCUUGUCUUCUCAAUAACAGAGCACGAAUCCUUCACAGCAACAGCUGAGUUUCGGGAACAGAUCCUGCGUGUGAAGGCUGAAGAGGAUAAAAUCCCUUUGCUGGUAGUGGGGAACAAAUCUGACCUGGAGGAGCGCAGACAAGUGCCUGUAGAAGAGGCUCGGAGUAAGGCAGAAGAGUGGGGGGUGCAGUACGUAGAAACCUCUGCCAAAACUCGGGCCAAUGUAGAUAAGGUAUUCUUUGAUUUAAUGAGAGAAAUAAGAGCAAAGAAAAUGUCAGAAAACAAAGACAAGAAUGGCAAGAAAAGUGGCAAGAACAAGAAAAGCUUUAAAGAAAGAUGUUGCUUACUGUGAUGCUUUGGAACUGUAAAUAUCUAUCUACAGGUGGCAUGGAUAAAAUACCACUAAGGAUAUAGGGCUGGAUUCAUGAAAGGAAGUCUGUAUUGACUCCCUUAUCUUUUGCUUUGCAUAUCACACCUUCAAAAUGUGAAAACAACUUUGCAACCAUUUCCAGUAUCCAACAAAACCUUUGCCUCCUUAAACUGAAAUGGGCUUCAUCUUCCAACUUUCAAAACUAGAAAUAGUUUCAGAACUACAAUCCUUCUGCUUGGUUACACAAUGUACUUUUGUAUUAACUUCCUUCUAAUGUUUCUGUGUGUUUCUCUUGAACCUCUAUUGGCCUUAACCAGCACAGCUGUUCAGGUUCAAACACUUUUUCCCGCUGUUGCUGCCCUCCUUGAUGGUGCAAACUGCAGAAAGGCUAGAUGACACCUAGUAAAGGGUUUGAGUCUCCAUCUUCUCUUAGUUGUCACUGAUAUUUCUUACUCUGACAUCUGCUGACUUCCUCCCCACGCUCCAUGUAAGAAAUAGCAACUGACAGUUGAGAGUCAACUCAAAACAAACUUUAUUCUGUGUUCUGUUUAGUCAAUACAGCAUUCAUGAAUCAAGCCUACGGACUCAAUUCAGACUUGUUUAGGAAAUGCAAAAAUUGAUAUUUAAAACAGGCUAGAUGCAUUCCCUGCUGGGGUCUGUCUUCUCAUCCUUAAAUUAGUGGUAUGGGGUGAGAAAAUGACUGUAAGCCUUUCUUCAAAAGGAAUAGUAUUAUCACCAUCUCCCUGAAAUGCUGUCCUGGGUUUCUUCCAUGUAUUGUCUUGACUCAAUUACACUCCACAUCUGUCAUCCUCCCCUUACCUUGUACUGGAAUAGUGGAAAUAGGUGUUGAUUUAAUAAUCAGUUAUGUUUAUAUUGGAACACUUGUGAUGAUAACGUUGGAAAGUGAAAACAUCUGCAUCUGUCUCCUGUCUUGCUGUAGAUGAAAAUGCUGAAUAAGAGUGGGUCCCAUCACACAAUCAUGGCCUGGAAUAGGUGAGGCAUAUAUGUUACCUCUCAAUGAUUAGCUGGCUAGUGAGCUGUAUGGUGUCAAAAAGCAAAUGAAGUUAAGAAGUUGCCACAUCUGUUAUUCACUGUUAAUUUUAUGUGUACUGUUUCUGAUGCACAGCAACCUAGCACAUGAUGAGUUUUGCUGUCAGUUAUGCAGUAGUGGUCAUGUCUGUUGAACAAAAACAGUCUAGAAGUGGAAAAGUCAGUACUUAGCAGGUUCUGUUGACAGCUGAAUGAAAUGAACUUUCUGAUGCAGUUUAAAUGAAGUGCAGUUGCCAAAAAUCUCUUCUGUCACUGUGGAAAAGGAGUCUCUUCUGGUUGUGGAGUUUCUCAAUGAAUUGUGGCUACCUUCUGCCUCCAUGGAAUAGAGAAACUUGAAGAGUAACCAGUAUCUUGCUGGUAACUGGAUGCUUAAAACAGUUGCUUGGUGAAAGGUUGUUCAAUGAAGCUCAUUGCAGCACUAAAUUAACUAAUGGUGUUUCUUCCUGAGAUGGAGUAGGGAAUACUGUUCAGUACUUAGUGUUGUAAUUUGAGGUUGAAAAAUAUUUUUUCGCGUGUACUAGAUUGCUUUUGUGCAUUCUGUCUCUGAACAUUGAAAAAAAGUAAGAUGUGAUCUAUAUCAGAACCUCUGUUGACCUGAGGUUUCACAGGGACUUAUCACAAACUCAUUGUCUUCCAUCACUAGUUCAUCUUGUCAGGCAACUCAUUGGACUGGGGAAACUGUACUAAAUAAAAGGUGCUGUAAUAUUCA
Messenger RNA from Melospiza melodia melodia, 2571 nucleotides. It is a transcript of the gene RALB, whose product is annotated as RAS like proto-oncogene B. Gene Ontology annotation, biological process: Ras protein signal transduction. The transcript has 5 exons. Gene Ontology annotation, molecular function: GTP binding; GDP binding; GTPase activity. The record is from RefSeq and is a predicted model, not a curated record. Gene Ontology annotation, cellular component: plasma membrane. NCBI's taxonomy places the organism in Eukaryota, Metazoa, Chordata, Aves, Passeriformes, Passerellidae. Bases 174 to 794 code for a protein of 206 amino acids.